Delphinapterus leucas (beluga whale) is the source of this 2610-nucleotide messenger RNA. The record is from RefSeq and is a predicted model, not a curated record. NCBI's taxonomy places the organism in Eukaryota, Metazoa, Chordata, Mammalia, Artiodactyla, Monodontidae.
GCGGCUGCGGGGCACCCUCGGCCCAGCCCGCGCUCGCGCGUUGUCCCCGCAGCUGCCGAGACCUUGGCCUCGGCCGGGCGUGGGGGGCGCGGAUGGCGGGACGCAGGGGGCACACUGGCCCCUGACGAUCGCGGGUGUCCGUUUGCGGGGCGCCUCCCCACGCUCCCGGAACCCCAGGGACGGGAGCUGUGGUGAUGCCCACUUUGCAGAUGGAAAAGAGGCUCAGAGCUGCCCCUGGCCCGAGGUCCGUGGCCGGACUCAGCCGGGGCACCCUGCUCUCCGCUGCCAAGGGCCCCGAGUUCGGGCUCUUUCCGGCGGCGCACAGGCUCCAAGCUGGGAGGCGGGGUGGAGGAGGGUUUGCUCCUGGGCCGGUGCCGUUUGUAUCCCCUCUGCCUUCAGCCUGUUGCAGCAGCGUAGACGUUUGCACUGGCGUCCCUUCGUGACCGCCACCUCCCCUCAGAGCCCGGCUAGGGGUGACCGUGCCCUUUCCCGGAUAUUUAAAAUGUGGCAUACCCAGAUGUCAGGACUGCAGACCCACCGUGUGUCCACUUACCUGGCUGUGGGUGAUCCUUCCCAUCUUUAGGGGCUGAGGUCGGGGGCUGACCCAGGAGGCCCCCACUGGUGAGGAGCCCUGUGGCGUCUGCCUCCCUGCUUCCUUGAAGCAGGUACUGCUUGCACCGUUAUUGGAUGUACAUUACCCUUCGUCCUUCCCCUGCCCCUUUUCACUCCCAGAUAAGGCCUCCUACUUCAUGGAAGUGUGAAAGAAAAAUCCUCAUUUUAGACCAAGCUAUUCCUGCAACCCAGACUAAAGAACAGUAUCUUUGACCCCAGAGGAGGCUCGGAGCACCCUGGGCGGGGCUGGGAUGUGAGGGGUCCCAGCCUGCGGCCUCUGAGGGUUUUCCUCUCUGGAAAUGUCUCGUUAAGAUUUAACCUAGGACAUUCCUGCUCCGGCAGGCGAAGUUCAGUUUUUUGCUCUCCCCAGGGCCAGCGGCCCCCAGCUGUGAUGGGGGAGGUUUUUCUGGGAGAACCAGCUUGCUUCUCUCCAUGGGCAAGGCCUUGGGUUGGGAGGACAUUGCAGGCAUUGCUGGGGGGAGAGCUUGGGUUCAGUUCGCGUGGGUGCGCUGGUGCUGUGCACAUGGUAGAACUAACACACCAGGGGCCCCGGUGGCCUCGCACUGUGGGCCCCACAGGUCACCUCUUGGCGUUUAGUCCCUCCCCCGGGGGAGGAGCCUCCAGCUCACCUGUGGCUGAUCGGCCCCACCCCGCACAUCCCUCUGACCCCCUCAUCUCGCCGUGGUUUUCGUUUCCCCGGCUCCCAGGUGUGCACUCCUCCAGCAGGCCUUGGGGGAAGAUGGCAGCCCUGGGGGACAGUCAGGAGCCCCCUCAUGUCCUGUCCACUGUCACUUCCGAGUCACCGGAGACACCUGGAGCCUGCCACCACCACGAGGCCCAGCUUCACCUCCACGGCCAUCAACAUGGCUUCCCCGGCUGCAGCCCUGAGGUGCUCUCCCAGCCACCACAGGAGGAGGAUCUCCAGGACGUGGAGGAGGUCCAGGCUGGCAGAGACACCUGCUGGCCAGAUCCCGAGUUGGAGCGCGAGCGGGCCCCGUCGUCUCCCCAGCCGCACAAUCCUGAAGAUGAGGUGGACCAGGACACGGGGGUGCUCAGGACCCUUCUGAGGAGCCUUCCCCAUAGACCCAGGUGUGGGGACAGCUUGGGGCAGGAGUGCAGCCUGGAGCGGCCGUUAGGGAAGAGAGGCACCUGGCGUGGGCCGCUCGGGCUGCAGGGAGCCUCGGGGACAGAGGGCGGCCCGGGGCGCGCCGACGAGCUGGCGGGCAGCGUCGGCCGGGGCUCGGGCCUCGGGGCCCGGCAGAGCGGCCCGCGGGGCGGGAAGCCGCACAGGUGUGAGGCCUGCGGGAAGAGCUUCCCGUACAACUCGCUGCUGCUGAAGCACCAGCGCAUCCACACGGGCGAGAAGCCCUACGCCUGCCACGAGUGCGGCAAGCGCUUCCGCGGCUGGUCGGGCUUCAUCCAGCACCACCGCAUCCACACGGGCGAGAAGCCCUACGAGUGCGGCCAGUGCGGCCGCGCCUUCAGCCACAGCUCGCACUUCACGCAGCACCUGCGCAUCCACAACGGCGAGAAGCCGUACGAGUGCGGCGAGUGCGGCCAGGCCUUCAGCCAGAGCUCCAACCUGGUGCGGCACCAGCGGCUGCACACGGGCGAGAAGCCGUACGCCUGUAGCCAGUGCGGCAAGGCCUUCAUCUGGAGCUCGGUGCUCAUCGAGCACCAGCGCAUCCACACGGGCGAGAAGCCCUACGAGUGCCCCGACUGCGGCAAGGCCUUCCGCGGCCGCUCGCACUUCUUCCGGCACCUGCGGACCCACACGGGCGAGAAGCCCUUCGCCUGCGGCGCCUGCGGCAAAGCCUUCGGCCAGAGCUCCCAGCUCAUCCAGCACCAGAGGGUGCACUACCGGGAGUAGCGGGCGCGGGGCCGCGCGUCAGCAGCCUGAGGUCGAGGCGAGUUCCCGCGGAGGGCUCCUGCCUUCGCGCCUCCUGGCUGGCGCAGCCGGCAUCUCGUGCGUGUCCCGAAUAAAGUCUGUGUACUUGA